GAGCAGGAGUGUUUUUACACCUGCACACACUUGUACUGAGGGUGCUGCAGUUGAGGUGGUUGAGCAGAAUCAAACCAGUGGGCUUUCACAUCUGCAUGACCAUGAUCCAGAUAAGCUGCAUCGUAUAUAUGUUCCUGCUCGUCUCCAUCACUGGAGCUGUUGAGAGCAACAUCGUGGCUGGGAGGGUUGCAAAGCCCCAUUCCAGACCCUACAUGGCAUCACUCCAGUUUAAUGGAACACAUUCAUGCGGUGGGAUACUUAUUAGAGAGGACUUUGUUCUGACUGCUGCACACUGCAAAUAUUCUGAAGAAAUGAUGGUGGUGCUUGGAGGUCACAACAUUACUGCUAAAGAAAAAACUCAGCAACGGAUUGAAGUGGCCAGAUACCAUCUGCAUCCAAAGUUCACGGGACAAUAUGAAUAUGACAUCAUGUUACUUCAGCUGAAAAAAAAGGCCAAGCUCAAUAAGUAUGUGAAGACUAUUGGAAUACCCAACAAAAAUGGAAAAACUCCUGCAAACAUCAACUGUGCUGUAGCUGGAUGGGGAAGAACUGGAGAGAAAAUGCCUUCUUCAGAUGUUCUGAGGGAAACUACAGAGAAAAUACAAUUCAGCUUUGAAUGUAAAAAAAUCUUCGAAAAAAAUUUUAACAGUGAACAUAUGAUGUGCACCAAGUUCAACAAAAAGAAGGGAGGAGUGUGUCAGGGCGAUUCUGGUGGACCACUUAUCUGCAACAAUAAGGUUGAAGGUAUCACAGCAUACACCAAGAAAGAUGACUGUUCUAAUCCACAUUAUCCUCAUGUCUUCACCAAAUUGAAUUACUUCAGUUCUUGGAUCAAGAAAAUCAUGAAGCCAUCAAUGAAUGUUGCAUGAGUGUUUACUGAUCGAGCGACAAUGCUCACUGCAUAGCUGCUGAUGAAAAACGAAUCAGGCUUGAUGAAGUGUAUGCUUGUAAAAUGCUCUUCACUUAUAAAAGAAUCCACAAAGAUUAUCUGUGCCAAAAGCACAUGGAAAAAAGUUCUGAUUUUAAUUCAGCUUUCUUGCUCCUUUUAUUUUCCUCAUCUCCACCUCUCAUUUGCAAAAUCCCUGUGCAAGUUGAAUCAGCUAUUUACAAAUGUGUUUGCUUCAACUUAAUUAAAACUUCAACAAAUGCAAAGAGUGGGUGGAAAUGUUGCGGAUGCGCGUCAUCCAUGGCUGAUGCUCCUCUCAGUUGCAUUCCUGGCUCAGUCAUAGUGCAAGCUUUUGAAGUUGAACCGUUUACUGUCUGUGAAACCGGUCAUCUGCAGAAACAAUUAAAAAUGUGCUAAUAAAGAUGU
Molecule: messenger RNA, 1312 nt
Organism: Salarias fasciatus (jewelled blenny)
Lineage: Eukaryota; Metazoa; Chordata; Actinopteri; Blenniiformes; Blenniidae
Product: mast cell protease 1A-like
Exons: 5
Coding region: 96-869 (257 amino acids)
Biological process (GO): proteolysis
Molecular function (GO): serine-type endopeptidase activity
Source: RefSeq, a predicted model, not a curated record